Folsomia candida is the source of this 1020-nucleotide messenger RNA. RefSeq lists its product as uncharacterized. The coding region runs from base 288 to 785 and encodes 165 amino acids. The record is from RefSeq and is a predicted model, not a curated record. The transcript has 4 exons. NCBI's taxonomy places the organism in Eukaryota, Metazoa, Arthropoda, Collembola, Entomobryomorpha, Isotomidae.
AUCUCAGAACUCAUGAAAUUGAUGUCAUUUUUAGAAAUUUACAUUUAAAAGACGACUAAUAGGGGUAACUUGAGAUAAGAAAUAUCACCAUUUGAGUAUGCGUGGUUGAAAGAAAAGAGCUUGGCAAUAAAACGAUUUCGCAAGGACUCAAUUUUAUAAGUUUGACUCCAGCCAAGCCAGAAGAAGGAGGUAUUUUGCUCGCUCUUUGGACUUUCAUCGCCUAUCUAGUUUUUUUCUGACUAUUUAUAUUUAACCCUAAGAAUAAUUUAAAAUAAAAUUCUGAAAAAAUGGCGAGAACUUGUUUCGGACGGUUGACGGUGGGACAUGGAACGCUCAUAAUUGGAAUUCUUCAUAUCGUCUGCGCCAUCCUCUCCGUGAUCUUGAUUUCCAUUGGGAUCUUUCAGUUGAUGGCGAUGGAGGACCCCGAUCCAAUUAAGGAACCUAACUUUCGUGAAGAUGCCAGUUUCUACAUCACCAUCGGUUGUAUCCAGAUCUUCAUCGCGGUCGUGUACUUGAUCUUGGCAAGCCUCAUGGUGCAUGGAUAUCGCAUCCGAAAUUACCGUUUCAUCAUGCCAUGGUUGGUCUGGAACUAUGUGUCCCUUUGCCUCGGUGCUGCUGCGACUUUCAUCACGUUUUUAAGGAUUACCUCCGCUUAUGCAUCCACUGGACAAGGCGGUGCGGGAUUUAUUAUAGUCGCCGUUAGUGUGCUUUCCCUGGCAGUGGGGGCUUACUUUGUCUCCGUGGUGGCAAGAUUCGUCGACGGGUUGAAGGUAGGCUCGAAUUAAGCUUUGGGCGCAUUACUGGAUGAAAUGCUGCAAAUUUUGUUUUUUCUUUCUAUAUGCUACUAUAUUUAAUAUGCUAAAUUUCUUAAUGGUGGUGAGAUUUCUUUAGUCUUUAGAUUUCUUCUCUUCUAAAGUUUUUGGGAUAUAAAUAAUAUAAUUAUAAUAUAUUUCUAACUUCAUACAAAUUUAUGUAUACUUUGAAUAUGCGUUGAUAUGUUCAUUGAAAAAGUAUUUAUUA